Messenger RNA from Knipowitschia caucasica, 1110 nucleotides. NCBI's taxonomy places the organism in Eukaryota, Metazoa, Chordata, Actinopteri, Gobiiformes, Gobiidae. The record is from the annotation of a GenBank genome assembly.
AUGGGCGACCAGAGGCCGACGGAGAUGGACAGAGAGGACAGAGGGAGGAGGCCGAGUGAAGACAUCGCAGAAGAGCAGUUCCUCAAAGACCUGUACAUUUUUAUGUCGAAGCGAGACACUCCAAUAGAGAGGCUGCCGCACCUGGGCUUCAAGCAACUGGAUCUGUAUCUGAUGUACAAGACGGCAAAAGAGAUGGGCGGCUAUCACCAGGUGACGGCGCAGCAGCUGUGGAAGCAGGUGUAUAACGCUCUGGGAGGGAACCCCCGCAGCACCAGUGCAGCCACCUGCACCCGGCGACACUACGAGAAAUUACUGCUGCCGUACGAGUGCCACGUCAAAGGCCUGUGUCUGAGCGCCGUGCAGCAGCCGCGCCACUAUCGCUACGUCACCUACAGGAAGAUGGACGACGACGGGCCGCCGCUAAAACGCAGACCACCUCAGUAUCCAUUACAGAAUCCCUUGGGAGUGAUGCCGGAGCAUAACUCGGGCUAUCUUCCUCUGAGCCCCAGCUAUCACAAAUUCUACUACCCUUCCUUUCCAUAUCCUCCCCUCCCCCAAGCACCGCUGCCACCCCCACAGCUCAUUGCCCCACGACCUCCUCCUCCUCCUCCUCCUCCUCCACAACCACAACCACUACCACCACCUCCGAGUUACCCAUCCCGCACCCCUCCUUUACCCAGCCCCAUGGAAUGCCCUCCUCCAAUACCCAUCUCCCCGGAAUCCCAGGUCAACCCCCUGGAGCACCUCCGCUACCUGGCCAAGCAGUACGAGAACUCGGCCGGCUUUUCAGAACCUCUGGACUUGAGCAAGCCUUUGACCCGGGACGUCGUGACCAAUCCCAAAAACGCAUUGAGCAGGGAAUUCAAUCUAUGUGGGGAUGUCCGCGAGCCAUGUAACGAUAAGAGUCAGGGGUGGGAUCUGACCAGCAGAGGUGGGCUGUCACUCUCGAGGCUAGUGACCCCGAAUCCGACCAGUGCACCACAAGACCUCCGAGCAUCCAGGCCCAAGGGGGGGCAGCAGUCCCAGCCCGAGCCAAUUUCUGUGCUUCAACUGACCCCAGACGAAGUGAUGAAACUCAAGAGGAUUAUCUCGAACUCUUCCUGUCACUAG